This is a messenger RNA of Aplysia californica (California sea hare), 2134 nucleotides long. RefSeq names its product ATP-dependent DNA helicase DDX11. Gene Ontology annotation, cellular component: nucleus. Gene Ontology annotation, molecular function: DNA binding; ATP binding; hydrolase activity, acting on acid anhydrides, in phosphorus-containing anhydrides. The record is from RefSeq and is a predicted model, not a curated record. Gene Ontology annotation, biological process: nucleobase-containing compound metabolic process; establishment of sister chromatid cohesion. Lineage: Eukaryota; Metazoa; Mollusca; Gastropoda; Aplysiida; Aplysiidae.
AAUCUGCUAGAGUCACGACGCUUCUGCAAUAUAUACUGAGACAUGGAUUCAUUUGAUGAUGGUGAUGAUGAUGACUUGUUGGCAUCACUGAUCUCCGUGGAGCAAAGUGUAUCGUUACAAAAUAAUAAAGAACAAGACAGUGGCACUGUCACUGUCGCUCCAGAACUCAACAGGCAAGACAAGCAAACAGAAGUUACCGGAGAGGAAAGCAAGUCUACUGGUGCACAUGAUGGGGAGAAGGAAGAGGAGGAGAGAGUUGGUGAUGGUGUCGUUGCUGUACCAGAAUCAUUCCCCUUUCCCUUCACGCCCUAUGAUAUUCAGCAAGACUUCAUGAGAAAUCUCUACACCUGUCUGGAGUUGGGAAAAAUCGGAAUUUUUGAGAGCCCAACUGGCACUGGAAAGUCUCUGAGCUUGAUAUGUGGAGCUCUGAAAUGGUUGCGAGAUUACCAAGAGAAACAACGACUAGAGAUUGAGAGUCUGUCCACUGCUAGAGUCUGUGGCAAAGAAAAUGAAGCUGGUAAAGAUGGACAAGGGGAGCCAGAUUGGAUAGCUGAGUUUGCCAUGAAGAAGGAACAAGAAGAAAAAGUGGCUAAGAUCAGGGCGGAGCAAGAACACAUACAGAAGAGGGAAGCCAAGCUCCGAGAGAUGCAAGGUUCGAUUCCCGUUGGGAAAAAACGAAAGUUGAAGAACCUUCUGGAAGACGAGUUUGAUUCACUGAUGACUGGAGCAUCGUCUGACUUGAAGAGGGCCUGCAGGGAGGAACUGGAGGCUUUGGACAAGGUGGAGGGAGAGGGAGGACAGGACGAGGAGCUGGUGCUGGAGGACUACCACAGCGACCAGGAGGAUGAGAGGAAGGAUGGAGAGAAGCGCUUUGAGGAGGAAGAACAGGAACAUGUUACAAAGAUUUAUUACUGCAGUCGCACACACUCACAGUUGUCUCAGUUUGUGAGAGAGGUCGUGAAAAGCCCUUAUGACGACAUCAGAGUGAUCUCCCUUGGGUCGAGACAGAACAUGUGCAUCAACCCGGUGGUGAGAAAACUCAAGUCCCUGACCCUGAUGAACGACAAGUGCUUGGACUUACAGCAGAAGAAAAGUAAGAAAAAGCCAGGCUGCCCUCAUUACAAGCAGGAACUUCUGCACUCUUUUAAGGACAGAGCGAUGCUGGAGACCCUGGACAUAGAGCAGCUGGUGACGCUGGGGCGACAGACCAAGGCCUGUCCUUACUACGGGGCCCGCUACGCCGUGCCUUUGGCCGAGAUCGUGGCCCUCCCCUACAACACACUGCUGCACAAGUCGACACGCGAGGCGUGCGGCAUCCGUCUGGCCGGCAGUAUUGUCGUCAUCGACGAGGCUCACAACCUGCUGGAGACCAUCAACAACAUCCACAGUGUGGAGAUCACAGCCACUCAGAUCUUCAAAGCCCACUCUCAGCUGAGUCAGUACGAGAAGAAGUUCCGGUCACGUUUGAAGGCCAAAAACUUGCUGUACGUCCGGCAGAUUCUGUUUGUUCUCUCCCACCUCGCUGCUGUGUUAGGAGGUAAAGUAGACUUCACUACAGAUUCUCAAAGGAAUGAAAAGCCAGCUUCAUGGAUUUGUGGAGAAAUACCAAGACUCCGAGGUCAAUGCGGAUGAAGAGCCAAAAUCUGCAGUCUCUGGACUGACCAAGUUCCUGCAGGAUAUCCAGGCUUCUACACAGAAAGAGAGCUCAGCGGUUUCCGAAGCCUGUGGCAAGCCGGACCCGCAGAAGUCGGGCUACAUGAGCUCCCCUCUCAUGCAGAUUGAGAGUUUCCUGGAGGCCCUCACCAACGCUGACCAAGACGGGAGGGUGGUGGUCAAUAAGUUAGCCAAGCUGGGCGCGUCCAGUCUCAAGUUCCUCAUGCUGAACCCGGCCGUGCACUUCGUCAGUGUGCUCAGGGAGGCCCGGUCUGUGGUGGUGGCUGGUGGGACCAUGCAGCCUGUGUCAGAAUUCAAAGAUCAACUUUUCCACGCGGCCGGCAUCUCCCCAGCCCGGGUCAUGGAGUUUGCUUGUGGCCAUGUCGUCCCCGGCAGUCAGUUACUCCCCAUGGCAGUGGCCCGAGGACCCAGCGGUCAGACGCUGGACUUGACCUACCAGAACCGGGACAAGCCGGCCACA